CCCUGUGUCCCUAGGAUGAGCACAGCCGCCAGCCCCGAGCCCCUGCCCGAGCCCCCCGCCCCCGGGCCCCGCUGCCCCCCCCAGGAGGACCCCGGGUUCCUGCGGGCGCGGAGCGGGGCCGGGGACCUGCGCCAGGACUUCAACCUCAUGGAGCAGAAGAAGCGGGUGACAAUGAUCCUGCAGAGCCCGUCCUUCCGGGAGGAGCUGGAGAGCCUGAUCCAGGAGCAGAUGAAGAAGGGGAACAACUCGUCCCAUGUGUGGGCACUGCGGCAGAUCGCUGACUUCAUGGCCACCACGUCCCCCGCCACCCUGCCCACCUCCCCCAUGGGGCUGGCGUCGGUCACUCCCAUCAAUGACCUGCAUGGCACGGAGGGGUCGGCGCUGGCCAAGGGCGAGCGGCUGAUGCGCUGCAAGGUGGGCAGCAUCCACCGCCUGCUGGACCUGUAUGGCUGGGCACAGCUGGGACACGCUGCUGUCACUCUGCGGGUCAGCAAGGAGCAGGAGCACUUCUUGGUGGCCCCGCAGGGGCUGGCGUGCAGCGAGGUGACAGCGGCCAGCCUGGUGAAGGUGAACGUUCUGGGGGCCGUGGUGGAGCAGGGCAGCACCGGCUUCAUGCCCGACGCCCGCAGCUUCAGCCUGCACGCUGCGAUCUACGCUGCGCGCCCUGACAUCCGCUGCAUCGUGCGGCUGCACACCCCUGCUGCUGCCGCUGUGUCAGCCAUGCGCUGCGGGCUCCUGCCCAUCUCCCGCGCCGCUCUUCUCCUGGGGGACGUCGCCUACUUCGAUUUCCGUGGGGAGGUGGAGGAUGAGGCUGAUCGUGUGGAGCUCCAGAAGUGUCUCGGGCCCACCUGCAAGAUCCUGGUGCUGCGGAACCACGGGGUGCUGGCACUGGGGGACACGGCUGAGGAGGCUUUUUACAGCAUCUUCCACCUGCAGGCAGCCUGCGAGGUCCAGGUGUCGGCGCUGGCGAGCGCAGGCGGCACAGAGAACCUGAUCGUGCUGGAGCGGGCGCAGCAGCAGGUGCCCCACGGCCUGGGCGCUGUACGCCGCGCCGGCACCACCUUUGGGCCCCUGCACAAGAGCCGCCUGGGCGAGCAUGAGUUCGAGGCUCUCAUGAGGAUGUUGGACAACCUGGGAUACCGCACAGGCUACACGUACCGCUACCCCUUCGUGCAGGAGAAGAGCAAGCCCAAGAGCGACGUGCUGAUCCCUGCCACCGUGACGGCCUUCGUGUUUGAGGAGGAGCCCACCGGGACCCCUGCCCUGCGCCAGCAUGCCCAGAAGCAGCAGAAGGAGAAGACAAGGUGGCUCAACACCCCCAACACCUACACCAGGGUCAACGUGGCUGAGGAACUACAGGGCAGCGCCAGCGGCCAGAGGACAAAGACCACGUGGCUGCGAGCAGACGAGGUGGAGAAGGGCAGCAGCGGGACCCCCAUCCGCAUUGAGAACCCCAACCAGUUCGUGCCACUCUACACGGACCCACAGGAGGUGCUGGAGAUGCGCAACAAGAUCCGGGAGCAAAACCGCCAAGAUGUGAAGUCCGCCGGGCCCCAGUCACAGCUGCUGGCCAGUGUCAUUGCCGAGACCAGCCGCAGCCCCUCCACCGAGAGCCACCUGGGAGAUGCAGAGGCCAAGGAGGGCCAAGAAGAGGCUCCCCCUGAGGCAGAGCCCCCCAACCCCUUCAGCCAGCUCACGGAUCAGGAGCUGGAGGAGUACAAGCAAGAGGUGGAGAGGAAGAAGUGCCUGCAAGGCGAGAAGGAUGCGGCAGCAGAGGAGAGUGGGGCUCCUCCUCCAGAGCCACCCCCUCCAGAGCCCCCAGAGCCUGUGGAGCCCACGGAGGGUGAUAAGAAGGCUGAUGGUGGCCAAGCCCCCCCUGAUUCCACUGCCAAAAACAAGCCACCACCGGUGGUGAAUGGGAAGGAUGAAGAGCAAAGCACUGAGGAAAACCUUGGAAAAGGGGGGACAGACCGGACAACUACCAACACUGACCAGGAUGCUCCCAAGGAGAAGGAGACAGUGACCAGUAACCCUGUGUCCCCUGACGGUUCACCCUCCAAAUCACCCUCCAAAAAGAAGAAGAAAUUCCGGACCCCAUCUUUCCUGAAAAAGGGCAAAAAGAAGGAAAAGAUUGAAUCAUGAGUCUCCCAAGGCCAUCCCAGGGAUCCCCCAGAUCUCUGAGACCGGGAGCGCUGGGGCGGGGGCAGCUCCUGCCUCGUGCGUCUGGCCGAGGUGCGGCCCAAAACCCCUGAAAUCUGUCUGUUUUCCGGGUCCUCCUGGCACAAGGCAUCUCAUCCCCCUUGUCACCCGCCUCUGGAGGCAGUCACCGAGCUUAGAGAGACUGUGGUCCCCGUUUGGGGAAAUUCCCGCUGCAUCUCCUUCCCCCUCUUUACCUCCUGGGCUCCGGCCCUGUCCGAUCAUGGGCCAAGGGUUGAAUUUUCUCCACCAGAGCCCAGGCCUGCUUGAUUUGAGGAAGAAAAGGGUGUUUUGUGGUUAUUUUUUUACCUU
Molecule: messenger RNA, 2508 nt
Organism: Prinia subflava (tawny-flanked prinia)
Lineage: Eukaryota; Metazoa; Chordata; Aves; Passeriformes; Cisticolidae
Gene: ADD2
Product: adducin 2
Exons: 14
Coding region: 16-2142 (708 amino acids)
Biological process (GO): barbed-end actin filament capping
Cellular component (GO): plasma membrane; postsynaptic density; cytoskeleton
Molecular function (GO): actin filament binding
Source: RefSeq, a predicted model, not a curated record